This is a messenger RNA of Rhizopus microsporus ATCC 52813, 582 nucleotides long. RefSeq lists its product as uncharacterized. The transcript is spliced from 2 exons. Bases 1 to 582 code for a protein of 193 amino acids. Lineage: Eukaryota; Fungi; Mucoromycota; Mucoromycetes; Mucorales; Rhizopodaceae. The record is from RefSeq and is a predicted model, not a curated record.
AUGUCCAAUGAUCAAUCUGAACAAUUAUCAGGUGAAGGUCCUACAAACCUUCCAAACGAAAUCUUGGAAGAACUGGAGAACAGCUCGUCCAUCAAUUUACAGAAAAACAUCAAAGAAUUUGUUAAGAACCUUCCAAAGUACGAAGGUAGGGAAUGGACCAACAGUGAGAUUUUCAACAAAGAGUUCCACAGAGAACUUAAAAGGAAAACUGUGGAUGCCCUCCAAAGCACAAACGCAGUAUACAAGGGAGCUGAUCGACUUAUCAUCGCAGGAAGAGCAGCAACUGGCCUUUACGAAGAAUGUCAACAAUUUCUUGAAUCAGGAGGAAGCGAAGAACAGUUCUUUCACAUUAUGGAAGGCAUCAGACAACUCGCAGUUUACUCAUACGCCACGAGUAAGACCACCAAAAGUGAAGCUAGGACAAUGGCGAUCAAGGCGCUCAGGCUCCCCGAUAGCGUCAAACACUUGGAAGAAGAACCAAGUGACAAGGCCUUGGCCUUGGGCAGAGAAGAAGUUGAAAGAAUCUUUCAAGCCAGAUACGAACAGUCCAUCCUCAGAAAUGCAGUGGGACGACAACAAUAA